This is a messenger RNA of Daldinia childiae, 1839 nucleotides long. Its product is annotated as Alcohol oxidase. NCBI's taxonomy places the organism in Eukaryota, Fungi, Ascomycota, Sordariomycetes, Xylariales, Hypoxylaceae. The coding region runs from base 1 to 1839 and encodes 612 amino acids. The record is from RefSeq and is a predicted model, not a curated record. Gene Ontology annotation, molecular function: oxidoreductase activity, acting on CH-OH group of donors; flavin adenine dinucleotide binding. The transcript is spliced from 5 exons.
AUGGGUUUAUACCAGAAGCUACCAGCGGAUAUUAAGGAGGUGGAUAUAAUCAUCGCUGGAGGUGGGACAGCUGGGUGUAUCGUAGCCGGACGGUUGACCGAAGCUGAUCCGGGGCUCUCGAUUCUAGUCAUUGAGGGUGGCCAGGAGAACUACGAUAACCCCAAGGUAGUAACGCCGGCACUUUAUCCCUUGAAUUUUCAACCGGAUUCCGAAACAGCAAUUUUCUACAAGUCAGCUAAGUCAAAACUCAUUGCCAAUCGGGAAUAUAUCGUCCCUUCAGGGGGUACUCUGGGUGGAGGUUCCUCUAUGAAUUUCUUGAUGUACACGCGAGCUCAGCGCGAUGACUACGAUUCGUGGAAUACCCCCGGUUGGACGACGGACGAACUGUGGCCAUACCUAAAGAAGAUAGAGACUUACCACGGGCCGGGAAAUCCAGAACAUCAUGGCUUUAGUGGUCCAAUCCAAGUAUCCGAUGGGCCCUUCCGUGGUAAGACUAUAGAAGACGACUGGCUGCGUGCCGCAGAACAGGUCGGGUAUCCGGAGAUAAAAGAUCUCCAAUCACUAGAUACUAACAACGGCUUUCAACGCUGGCUCAAAUACGCUACUCCCGAAGGAAAGCGUUCGGACGUCGCUCGCGGGUAUAUACAUCCUCGGCUGCGUGAUGGUAAACAUCCUAACUUGCAUGUUCUGGUAGAGCACAAUGUAGUACGUGUUCUGUUUGACGAGAAUAAACGAGCCUGUGGAGUAGAGUUUACACCCAACACACGAUUCCAAGCCCUGGUAAACGGCUCGGUAUCACGUCCCAAACAGACAGUCCGAGCCCGAAAGCUCGUUAUCGUGUCAUGUGGUGCCUGCGGUACGCCUCCCGUACUAGAACGUUCCGGAAUCGGAUCCAGGGAUAUACUGGAUCGAGCCGGUGUUCCCAUCGUCCAAGAGCUUCCCGGGGUCGGGUCUGGUUACCAGGAUCAUUUGAAAGUGCCUUCCGUAUUUAAGACAUCUCUAUCCCAGGACGAAACAGCUGACGCUUUGUUGAGUGGACGAUUGUCUUUCAAAGACGCAAUCGCCCAGGAACACCCGCAUCUUGGGUGGAAUUACGUAGAUCUUGCCUCCAAGAUUAGGCCGACAGAUGCUGAAGCCGUAGCUUUAGGACCCGAGUUCCAGGCUUCGUGGGAAAGGGACUUCAAAAACCGGCCUAAUAGACCACUCAUAGUGAUGGUUGUCGUUAGCGGAUUAUAUGGGGACAACUCUUCAGUAUUGCCCACUGGUCAAUUCGUGAGCAUCUUGCCCUUCACAACCUACUCCUAUUCGCGGGGUCAUAUGCACAUCACAGGCCCCGAAGUUGGCGAUGCACUCGAUUUCAACACAGGUUUCUUCAACGACGAAAAUGACAUAGACCUUAAGAAGUUAAUUUGGUCGUACAAGAAGGGUCGCGAAAUCAUGCGACGGACUUCUAUGUAUCGUGGUGAACAUCCGCCCUGUCAUCCUCGGUUCCCUGAGGGCUCCAAGGCAGCCCUCAUUGAGGAGUGGAAUCAACCUGUUGAGGGAGCCCCGAUUGUCGACCUAGAGUACUCAGCAGAGGAUGAUGCAGCGAUCGAGCAGUACGUCCGGGAGCGUGUUGAAACUUCCUGGCACUCGCUGGGCACGGCUAAGAUGGCGCCGCAGGAUAAGAUGGGCGUCGUGGAUAAGAACUUAAACGUGCACGGUGUACACGGACUUAAAGUGGUAGAUAUGAGUAUCGCACCAGAGAAUGUUGGCGCAAAUACCGCCAAUACUGCAAUGGUAAUUGGGGAGAGAGCAGCAGAUAUUAUUGCUAAGGAACUCGGAUUAGUUCUUAACUAA